Messenger RNA from Magallana angulata, 5318 nucleotides. RefSeq lists its product as uncharacterized. The record is from RefSeq and is a predicted model, not a curated record. The transcript is spliced from 5 exons. Lineage: Eukaryota; Metazoa; Mollusca; Bivalvia; Ostreida; Ostreidae. The coding region runs from base 876 to 2750 and encodes 624 amino acids. Gene Ontology annotation, biological process: signal transduction.
UGCCAGAGGGCAAGGGAAGAAACUGGUCAUUUACAUUCUGUGGGUAUAUUGUCAAUAUUUUGGCAGAGUCCUUGAAUUCCGGCUUUAUCUGUCAAACUUUUUCUUCUAAUCUGUUACAAAUACAAUUGGUUCCACGUUUGCUUUCAGCGACUUGGAAUUGAUUUUUCUUUCAGGUAUGUCUAUUCAAUAGGUGUAUGUAGAUAAGAGAGUCUAUUUAGCCAUAAAAAAAAAAAUCAGCGACUCGCAAUCAAGUUACAUGAAUAUUGCAGACGGUUUUUGAGUCUUUUUUAUGAGCGCGAAUGAAAUACAUCACCAGAAAAGCUUUUUAAAUAUCAGUUUUUGGUUAUGAACAUACUGUACAAUUCUAAAACCUGAGAUUCUUUUAACAAUAAAAGGUUUGCUAAAUAACCUCGUUGAGUGUGAAGCGUAACAUGCAUUAUCUAUAUUUAAAGUGUGUGUAAAAAUAUUGUUCCUCGGGGACCCAGAUAUAUAAAUGUGAACAUUAUGUGGGUUACUAUAAAUUAGCCACUGGCAUUGAAUCAUACAUGGCUGACCAAAGAGGAGGGGUAUGGUAACACAGAUCAUCAAUAAUCAGAUCAUGGUGGUUUGAUAGCAUCACGGAAAGAUCAAGGGGUCUCCAGUUAUGAGAGACAUGUUCAUCCAACACACAUAAGGAAAAAACCCUACAGCAUUGAUCAUGGCCCGAUGGUACGCGGAGUAAUGUUACAUCUGUUCGCAUUUAUGUGCUGUGAUUUUUAGCAAUUCAACAGGAUGUGCUAUAAAGGACUGACAACAGAAUUAAUUGGGGCCCAGCCAGGAUAAACUGGUAAUAGCCUUAUCAGAAACCCAGCAAUCGUGUGUCCCAUAAACCAAAAAUGGCAGAGCUGAAAGUACGUGUGGAUGGUGUUUCAAGAGUGGUUUGUGGUGUCACAGAAACCACAAGUUGUCAGGAUGUGGUGAUUGCUCUGGCACACGCCUUGGGAAGGACCGGGCGUUUUACGUUGAUAGAGAAAUGGAGGGACAGUGAGCGCCCCCUUCUUCCUUCAGACUUCCCACUACAAGUUUUACAUAAAUGGGGAGAGUAUGCCAGUGAAGUACAGCUUCUUCUGCAUCAGUCUGACAAAAAAGAACAGGUCUCUCAACAGCAGCAUCAGCUGAACAAGAUAGAGGCCGGUUCUCAUCCCAUCAAGGAGAGAGACAGUGGCAUCAGGCGAGUGCUCACAUUCAGUGGCGCUCACAACACAGAGGGGUCAAAAAGACCUCCAUAUAGAACUAUGAAACAGCACCAGUCUAUGGGCAAAAUCAGUGAAGACCCGCAUUCUGGGCUUUCCAAUGAGAUUAUUAAUCCCCCUCAUGGUCAAAGGUUAAGGGAAGAUGUGCAUUACAGAUCUGAUAAUCAGAACUUUCAUCCUGCUUUUCGAGACAAGGAGAAUGUGUUAGUGAAUGGUGGAAAUACCUACCAGGAUGUGAGAAAAGGUGUUAGACCUGGACAAAAUGGGGUUGUUCAUCGAUACCCCACUCCUCCUACUGAACAAGUGCAAUCACAACCUCAUUUGGUUCCAAAUGUUAGAAGUGACCCUAGAAACAUUAGGCGGAUGGAAGCGCGAGUGAAUCCCAUUCAGAGAAUGUCACCAAGAACUACGCAUAGUGAUCAGUUGAAUAAAAACGGAAUUCCUCCUCAUCUUAAGCAAAGACAUAGUGAGGAGAAUUUUCAUGGAGGGGAGCAAGAGAAUCACACGAGGAUGCCAUCUCCCCAAAUCGACAAUAUCAGGGCCUCAGCGUUCCAGCGAGUGGUACCCAACAGACAGACUUCACCGUAUCGCUCAAAAGAACCAGAGGCAGUACCGGAGCAGAACGGGGAGGUGGAGGAGUAUGAUUUAGAUAGCAAUUUUCCAAAUCUUCCCAGGGAGAGAGUCACGCUGGAGGAGUAUCGCAUGCCAGGGGAUGGUCACCAUGACAACAGUCACAUGGCAAGCGAUCAGAAAGAGAGAGUGAAACUUCAGAGACUCGUCAGCAUGCAACAGGAGAGGAUCAAAAUGCAGGAAUCCCAGAUCUCCAUCAUAGACACAGAACUCACUUCCUUAGAAGCAAAAGAGAAAGAGGAAUCAGAAGAAAUAGAAAGAAUCACUGGUAAGAUAAAAGAACUGGAGGAGGUUACCAAGAAGUAUGAGGUGGAAAUCAGUGAACUGGACUCCACUUCAUGGGUGGAUAUCAUUGAGGCGGAAAAACAAACAGAGAAGAAAAUUCACUUAGAGAUCAGGACAUUGAAGGAUAAUAUCAGUGCAAAAACUACAGAGAUGAAAAAACUCAAUGAAAAAAUCCCUCAACUUCAAAAAGACAUUGACAAUGAAAAGUCAGGGAUGGAGCAAGAAACAAAGCAAAGAAAAGAGGAGGAAGAAAAAAUGAUGGUGGAAAUUGAAUCAGCAAAGGAAAACUUGGACAAAGAGAGCAAGAAGAUUGAUGGUGGGAACUCAGAGCUGGAGAAGGUGGAAACAGAGCUACGGGAGUUACAGAGUAAGCUGGACCACCAGAAGGAAGAGGUCACGACCCUGGAAAAGGAGCUCAAAAAUGUCAACAUGAAGGACUUUCAGGUAUCACCAAGUCCGAAGCGGAAAAACAAAUCGCUGGAAUCUGGAGAGGCUGUGCUUAAGAUAUUAGAGGGAAGAAUGUCCCCUGUGAAAGGCAUCAACAGAAAAAUAGUUAGUCCUGUGCUGUCCGUAGCUAAGGAUCCGGAUGGAGUUUGGGUCUAAUUAUACAUGGAUCUUAUAUGGAGUAUGGAUCUGUGUUCCAAGAAUCUUAAAGUACCGAUAAAACUGGAUCGUGCAGAGCAACAACCAAAAAGAGACAGCACUUUGAUAUUAACUGUAAAAGGUUCCCCAUAAGUAUGAGACUUUUAAGUCAGGUAGAAAGAUCUGGAUCCACUUGGGUCAAAUGUCUCCUUGUUCUUGGAUCCAGAUGGAGUUUGAUCCAGAUGAGAGUAUGAGGAUCAAAGAGUAGUGAGGUUCUACAAUGUAGUUGUAAAUGAAUCCUUGCACAACACAAAAUUUAACUGUAGAAACCAGCUUCUGACUUUUUCAUAUAUUUUCAUAUAUUCAUUUAUCAUUACAUCAAACAAUUUUAUUUUUCAAUUAUCAAUAUCAUUAUCUUGUUGUCCUAAAACUUCACCCAUGUUCAAUGCAUCUGGAGUCUUUCAUGUACAAUUGCAAAUUUGAAAAGAAAGGAACAAAAAUGUUCUUUGAAUUUUUUUUGUGAAGUAAAAUACAAUGCACAUGUAUCCUUUAAGUUAAAUUUUUUUUUAAGAAACUGUCUUUCGUGAAAAAAGCAGGCCUCUGUAAAGUUGAAUUGACUGCUUUGAAGUCAUGUGUCUUUUUGGUAAAGGUGUUUAUUUAGAAAGAAAAAAUGAAGUCAAUCUUUACACUAAAUCACAAUGGUGAAGUUUAAAUAUUUUUUUGUCCUGAUUUUUCUUUUGUCUGUCGUAAAAGCCUGAUUGUAUGAUUGUGCAGUUCAUGUCUUUCACUCCGAUUUAAAAUCAUUUGUUUUCUCAUCUCGGUGUCAUAUUUGUGAUAUGUUUUUUUUGUUAAAGAAUUUCUUAUCCUUUUCUGGUCAUAUUUUGUAAGAUUUUAUUUGAACAAGAACAAUCUGAUUCAAGAAAACAUUUAAUAGUGUUCCUUAUUUUAAUAUAUAUUCUCAAAAUCAAAGACUUAAUAAUGGAAAUUAUUUUUGUACUGAAUUUUUGGUAUGUUUAUUUUUGAUGUUUACAAAGUAUUUUUAACUGUACGUAUAACAAAAUUUGUCGUAUCUCUGUCUUAUCUCCACAUUGUACGUAUUAAUUUUUAUCUAACUGCAUUGUUCAACAUUAUACAAUAUGAUGUCCCAGUCUGAUAAAAUAGAUAAAACAUGUAAGUGUAUCUGCACCGGGUGUGUUUGAGGUUAUAUUUGAACCCACUAAUUGUUUGCAUCACUCUCGGUUUCACUUUAUCAGUGUCAAUUAUCACCCAUGAAGCUGUAUGCUAUUUUUGGCUUGAAUGUAUUCCGCAGCAAACCAAUGUGUGUUCAGAUAUUAAAACAUUCCACAGUGAACUCAACAUGAACCAAAGAUUGUUUGAUUCUUCCUGCUUGGCCAUGCACACAAUAAUAUUCUCUUUUUUUUUGUUUCAUUUUGAGGAUAUAUUGAAUCAGGAAUAUGAAUAACAAAUGCCCGCCAUGUGUUAAGGGAGUUAACUCUUGCUGCAGUCAAGUAGAGUAAUUUAUUUUGAAUUUUGUCCUGCAAAAUACAUUUGAUAUUACCCAUAUGAAAUGUCUUUGGCAUUUGUAACAUUGCAUAAUAUGGCACUGAAACGUGUGCAUUGCAAAAGGAUGGGACCAUUAUAAAUUAUUACAUGAAUACUAGAAUACUGUACAUUAUAUGUUGCACAGAAAAUGCGAAUUCCGAGAACCAUUCCACUGUUGCUUUUUGAAUGGGAUUUUUUUUUGGUCAGAAUAAGACAGAAUUAUAUUUGUCUGUUAGAACUUUUCAAGAAAAGUCUUACAUUUUCUUCUUUGUAUAUUGCUAUUUAAUUUAGGAAGACUUUAAUACUCAGAGUAUAUUUUAAAGAAAAAAGGUAAAAGAUUGUUUAUGUACAUGUAUGUUGAAGAUGGGUAUUUUGUCCCCACUGUAGAACAUUUGUCCAAUUUUUAACUGUAUAUAUAUAUGCAUUAUCAUAUUUAUCACUUAUGAUAUUCAUUAACUAAUCAGCUCUUGAUGCAGAAAAGAAGAAUUGAAUGUUUUGUACAUAAUCAGAAAAGACAGAAGAGAAGCUUACUCCAUUUCGAUAAAAUAAGGGAAAAAAUGAAAAGUAUUUAGAGAAGAUAAGUUUUUGUUUUCAAAAAUUUGGGGUAGAGGAAAUCAUUAUAAGAGUAAAGUUUUCAUAAUACUGCAAAUAAUGUUACAGAUAGCAUUAAAUCACAAACCGUGUAAUGAUUAAAAAUCUUUUUGAUAUGAUGCUAUAUUUGUCCUCUUAUGCAGAAAUGUUGCAGAGAUUGGACACAAGGGCUAAGGCUGUUAUGACUAUGAAAGCUUUGUAUGCUAUAUAUUUCAGUAGCUACAGAUCAAACCAUGCCUAGCCUCAGAUGAACUUAUUGUUUAUCAAUGUUCCAGAUAACAGGUGUUUCACCACAAUAUUUGUACACAUGUAUGUUUCUUGCCUCAAAGCUGCGAAUUGUUAUUGAAGGGUUGUGAGAAAAUCUUGUUAUUUUGUUGACAUUCCUAGAAUAUACUGUUAUUUUGGAUAAUGCAUUGUUAUUAAAUAAUAUAUGUAUAUUAAAUUUUUAAAAUGUUA